GCGUCGAUGUAAUAGUUGGUUUGAUAUUUUAUUGUAGCCGAGAAAGAGAGUCACUAAUUCCUUCAUCCGACGUGUGGACAAUCGAACUGACAAUGAAAUAUAUCAAGAUGCUCAUCAUGAUGUUUAUAGUACAAAUUGCAAUGAUUCAAUUCGUCCAGUCAGGUGGUGAUAUGAAAAAAACAGAUAACGGAAAUGGAAAAGUAGAUGUAGUAUUGGGGCCUAACGGUAUCAGUGUGAAAAAAGAUGGAGAUUCUAUUGUUACCAAAAUUGAGAAACCUCUCGGCAACGACAAACUUACUGGUAUCAAUGUGAAAAAAGAUGGAGAAUCUGUUGUUACCAAAAUUGAGAAACCUGAUGGCAACGACCAACUAUCUGGUUAAAAUGUGCAUUCUGACACAUGAAAAGCAAUUUCAGGACAUCAACAUGCGGUGAUAUAGUGAUGAUUUCUCUUCCAUUUUGUUUACAACUUUGUUUUUAAUAAUUAGUUAAUAAAGAUAUUUGCAACAGAA
Schistosoma margrebowiei is the source of this 509-nucleotide messenger RNA. Lineage: Eukaryota; Metazoa; Platyhelminthes; Trematoda; Strigeidida; Schistosomatidae. The record is from the annotation of a GenBank genome assembly.